AUGAUGCAAACAGAAUUGUGAGUUUUUUUGCUUGUGAAAUGAUUGAAACAUUGCAAUUUAGAACUGAAUCGGGAUAUUCAUCACAACAAAAUUCACUGAUAGAGACCGAAUUGGAGUCGGAAGACGAGGAUAAUGAGGAGAAAGAUGAUUUGACGAAAUAUCGUGUUUGGUAUGAUCGAUUGUUGGCGUUGCGUGAGCAAUAUGUGAAAAAAGAGCGAGGACCAUUUCCACCCUACCCGCCGCCACCUUUAAAAUCUACAAUGAUUGCGGCAAGUCAGGCGAUUUAUAUCAACCCGUUUGAUGAGAUCAAAAACGCAAAAGUGGAGAAUGUUGAUCAAUUAUUUCGCCAGCGAGAUGAUCAGAUUUAUAGUCAUCGAUUUCAUCCCACAGAUUUCCGACCUCUCCCACCGCCCCACGUAUUUUUGCGAAUGAUUCAAACACUUGCACCACACGAAUAUGUUGACUUGACCUAUGCGUUGGCUGGUGCGAUCUUGUUGGAAGUUGGUGUUCGAAUUCCGUGUGAUUUCCCGCCACUUCCACCGAGAAUCGAGCCAUUCUCAAAGUGGCGACAGAAAGAGGAGAAUGAGGAGGCGGAAUUGCGGAGCAAUGUCUCGUCGCAAUCGUCGUCGGAAGGCGAGUAUUCGGACGAAUCGGAAUGUACAAAGAUGAGGGUGGUGGAGAGGAGAAUGCAGAAUUUGAAGAGGGUAUGGAACAACUUGGGCUCUUGUUGGAAGAAUGAGAAAAUUUGAAAUGGAUUUGCAAAGAAGCGCCUCUAAAUUACAGAACUUUGUUAGAUAACUCUUAAUAUGAGUUAUGACGUGGCAAAAAUCGGAAAAUUCGAAAAAUCGCUUGUUGGAAGAAUGAGAAAAUUUGAAAUGCUUGAAAUAAUACACGUGAAAAUAUUUCGAGUUCACGCUGGAAAAUAUCUAGUUUUUCUGCAAAAUGUUAGGCAUUUCUGAUUUUAAAAUUUCGAGAAAACGUGACUUUGGUAAGGGAUUUUCAAUAAAAUAUAUGUUUUCUAGUAGUUUUCGACCAGUUUAUCACAAUCCCGCCGGCUAAAAUUGCAGAUUCUAACUCCUAAUAUGAGUUAUGACGUGGCAAAUUUCAGAAAUCGGGAUUUUGAAGCUGGAAUUUAGCUUCAAAAAUGCAUGAAACUCAUUUUUGAAGCUAGUUUUCAGCUCCCAAAGUCGCGAUUUUUCGAAAGCCAAAAUCUAGUCACGUUUUCUCGAAAUUUUAAAAUCAGAAAUGCCCAACAUUUUGCAGAAAAACUAGAUAUUUUCCUGCGUGAACUGAAAAUAUUUUCACGUGCAUUUCAAAUUUUCAUAUCUCCAACAAGCGAUUUUUCGAAAUUCCUGAACUUUGCCACGUCAUAACUCAUAUUAAGAGUUAUCUGACAAAGUUCUGUAAUUUUAGAGGUGCUUCUUUGCAAAUCCAACAAAAGCUUGAAAAAACCCUGCGAUUGCAAGAACCCAAUUUCUUCCAGCGUGAAGAACGUCUUCAUCGAAUUCUCAACAAUCACAAAACAAACGCGGAAACGGAGGCGGAAAAACCGAAACCCGAAGAAAUUUCGUAUUACUUGAAUUAUAAACAGUGAGUUCUGAUUCAGAAGAAGAACUUCUGAAUUUUUUUAUUUGCCGAGAAAAUCCCCAAUUUUUUCCAGGCGAACAAUAAAAGAGUUCAUUCCGCCCAAACCGAAUUUGCGGAAUAAUUAUCAUGUGCCGCCCGAAAAUCUGGCAAUGUUCCCAUUUCAUUUUUUAUCCGCCAUUCUGGAUGGCUCCUCAUUUGUUUUAUCAUCAUCAUCAUCCUGCCCAAUUUUGUCACAUUUUCGCUUCACAAAAGCGAAAUCCGCGGCAAAACCCACAAAAACGCGGAGAAAUGGCGAAGAGCGCCGCGGAAAAAAGCAAAAAGUUGGAGACUGCUGAAAAUUGUGCUGAACCCGAAGCUGAGAAGUUGGAGCCCGUGAAGAUUGAGAAGGUGAUUUUGGAAAUGUGAGUUGAUUUGUUUUUUUUUGGUUUAUAAAAAAAAUAUUGAGGAUUUUUUAAAAUCGAAAAAAGUUUUGUUUACAAAAAAUUGGGCUUUUUGAUGAAAUUUUUAUUGAUUUGAAAAAAAAUCGGAAAUUGAAAAUGAACUUUUCAAUUUUUCGAAAACUCCACGUGGCAUGUAUUUUUAACAUUGUAAAUAUCAGAACUAAAAAUCCACGUGGCAUUUCUAGAUACCACACAAUUUUAGCUCCAAAAAUCCCCUUUUCCAGAAUUCCUCCCAAAAAAUCCUCCAACUCUGACCAAUCUUCGCGCAAACCACCGCACCAACGUAAAAAAUCCGCGGCUUCCACGUCUUCAAAAAUCCAUCGAAACCGCAUUAAUAACAACUACCUUAAUAACCGCAGCAACUACACCUCUUUUAAUACUUCUUUAACUCUGAAAAAUGCUGAUGUACCUUAGGCCCUAAGUUUUUUGUUCGAUUUUAUUUUUAUUCUUCUUCUUCUUUUUUUGUCUGUUGUUGUUUCUAUCUACCUGAAAGGAUCCAUUCAUUUGUCCUAUAAAAUUCCACUUUUUUUGACUGAAAACCAAAAUUCAAAAAAGGUUCUGGCCGACCCUUGACUGACGUCUUUUUUGUUGGCGCCUUUCGCGCCCCCACACACACUUUUUUCUUUUUUUGUGUGUGUGUGUGUUGUUUUCGAUUUUGUCUAUGUGUUGCUACAUAUAUAUGCUAUAAUAAUUCGUGUAUCUCUGUCUUUUCUCUCUGCCCUCCUUGAUUAGGAGAAAAAGUUUCAGUUCUAGAUUUUCUUUGUCUGAAAAUCGAUUUUUCUAGGAAUCUUGGGACCAAAUGCCAAAGGAUAAGGAGAAAUUGGUGGUGAAAACGACGACGAAGAAAGGAAAAAAAGACGACGACGACGAGAAAAAAAAAGAGAAGGUUAAGGUGAGGAUUUUUUAGGGCUCUAAAUUCCACGUGGAAGUGUCAAUUUCGAACUCUAAAAUCCACGUGGAACUGGGGAUUUUAUGAAAAAUUUGAAAAGGUUUUGGUUGAAAAAUAGCUCAAUUUGGAGCCAAUUAAAAAAGAAGAAAAUCUUUUAAAAGUUGGGUUUCGUAAUAUUUCUCAUAGAAUUUUCUAUUUUCGAGCUCAAAAUCCAAUUUUUCUUGACAAAAGUUCAGAAAUCCAGGCUUUAUCGAUUUUUCCAGGUCCCGUUGUCAAAAAUUGCAAAUCUCAACUCUUUUUUUUUGAGUUAUGACGUGGCAAAAUUUCAAAAAAUCGUGGUUUUAGGAGGUUGUAACAAAACCAUUCUUGAAUCUAGUCACAACCCCCUAAAGCAACGAUUUUUCCAAUAUUUGCCACGUCAUAACUCAUAUUAGACGUUGAGCUUUGUAGUCAAAAUCUACUAGAACACAUGUUUUUCAUUAAUAUUGCAAGUAGAAACCUUCCACGUGGCAAAAAUACAAAUUGUUGGCAAAAUUCCAAUAAUCAACCCCUAUUCAAUUCCAUCUAUUCAGCAAAACAAAAAAGAAGUGUUCACCUUGAAAAAAUUGCACUUUUUCCCCGUCUUUAUUCAAAAAAGAGAUAGAAGCCGGCGUGUGACUCAUUUUUACCUUUUCUUUUAUUUUCCUUCUAUUUUUACUUACUUACUUGGGCUAAAUACAGAAAGUCAUGUGAAUUUUCGUUUUUUGGCGGUGCGCUAAAAGCUCCCGAGAGAGAGACGCAGAGACAACAAUUUUUGAACAUCUGUACAGAGAAAAUUUUAUUUUCUCACUUUUUUCUCCCAAAAAAAUAAAAAAGAAUAAAAUCUAGUAAUUUCUCUGGGGAACUCUUCACUAAUAGAUAGGCUACAAAAAUUUUAAUUUGAAAAAUAUUUUUUUGAUCUACCCCCGCCAAAUAUUUUUUUUAUAUGAAAAAAUGAAGAAAAUCGAUUUUAUUUUCGAAAAAUUAUAAUUUGUAGUUGUGUUUUGGCUCAGUUUUUGUGGUGCACCUGGAUUAUAUUUUGUUAGUAUAGAAUUUAUAAUUGUUACCUAUAUGGCUAUCUUUUUGCUCUAUAUUUUUAUUUUGAUAUAUAAAAUAAAAAGAAAUAGUAUAGUUUUAUGAGAUUUAUCUAUUUUUUAUUGGAAUUUGAGAAUUCUCAACUUUUGAGCUAGAAAAUUUUGAUUUUUUGAAAGUACAUAUGUAGGGAGACUGAGUUUAGACCUUCCUAGGCUCUGUAGGCGCUGAGCCAUACCAGAGUGGAGUUAAACACGCGGGCUCUAGACACUUAUGUUUUCUAGGCUCAGCUACUUGUGAACUAGGCUCUCUAGGCGUGGCUAGUUGACGAUCAGAUCCCCUAGGCACCGAUCCUUGUCACAGUUAAUCUCUAGGCGCGAUUUCUAGACUCUAGCCUAGACGCUAGGCUCGGCUACUUGACAAUUAGUGCUUCUAGGCUUGGCUACUUGGCAUAUAAGCCCUCAAGGCUCAGCUACUUGUGAACUAGGUUCCAAACCUCACCCAAGACCUGGAAUUCCAGGUGGGCAAUUUUUUCUCGAAAAACCUAGGUGGGCAAAAAAAUUUUAGGGUCUUUAAGGCGAGCCUCAGGUGGGCAAAAUUUUUAGGGUCUUUAAGGCGAGCCUCAGGUGGGCAAAAUUUUUAGGGUCUUUAAGGCGAGCCUCAGGUGGGCAAAUUUUUUAGGGUCUUUAAGGCGAGCCUCAGGUGGGCAAAAUUUUUUACUAGGUGGGCAAUUUUUGUAAAUAAACCCAGGUGGGCAAUUUUUACCCACUUCUCCAGGUUCUUGGGUGAGGUUUGACUAGGUUCUCUAGGCUUAACUACUUGAAAAUUAGUUUCUCUAGGUUCGGCUACUUAAACAUAAGCUCUAGAGUCGUCAAAAAUCAUCUGAUGAUUUUAGAAAUUCAGAAUUUGAAACUUUUGAAUUUUCUGAUGAUUUUCUCCGCUUUUUUAAAACUAAAUUCCCUAAUUUUUGCAGCGCCGCCACUCUCUAACUGAUUAUUCCACAACUUCUUCCUCCUCCUCCUCCUCUUCAUCCUCCUCAAAUUCAUCAACGGCUUCCGAAUCAUCGUUCUCCAGUUCCAUCGACGAGUUUGGUGAGUUUUUGUUUUUGGCAUUUUUGGUGCAAAAAGCCCAACAUUUUUUCUAAAAGCACCCAAAAAUGUUUCCAGAGAAAAACAAGGGUACAAUGACAACACCGCCACCACGCAACGUCAAAAGUGACUCAUCGGAUUCGGAGAAAAAAGAUGUGCCGGGACCAAGUAACCCAACGACGACAAAAAACAACAACAAAAAGAAGAAUCAAAAGGAGCGAAAAUUGACGAAGAAGGAGAAGAAGUUGGCGAAUGAGCAGCAACAGAAUCAACAACAACACGGCCAACUCAAUGCAUCGGCGAAAAAAGUGAUUGAGGCGGCGAUUCAUCACACACCGCCGCCAACUAUUCAAUUUGAGACUUUUGGAAAUUAUGGUGAUGAUAGUGAUGAUGCAGUCGGGAAAGUUAGUGUUUUUUUAGGCCACGCCCCACUUUUGAAGACUAUAUUUGAAUCGAUAUUUGAUCUGGAAGGAUCAGAGAAAAAAUCAGUUCGAAAAAGUGUGCCGCAGAGUUGCAGAAUAGGCCACACCCACUUUAUUUUAUUCGAAAUUUUAAGAUUCAAGUCAUUUUUGAGAAGAUACUAUGAUUUCGCACAAUUUUCAAUAUGAAAAUUGUGCCGCAAGAUUGCAAUCAAGACCACGCCCACUUUUCAGCGAAAUUGGUUCAAAGUUCAAUUUUCUUACAGUUAGAAAUUACUAAGGCUGAUUUACGAACGAAAAAAAAUGUUUUAAAAUGUUUUUUAACAUUGAAGGGUCAAUUCACGAAAAAUCAAAAAAUGUCGAAAAAACAUUGUAAGUCAAAAUUAGUUUUUCGAGUUUUUCAGCCAAAAAUGAUGACAAAUCAAUAUUUUUUAAGCUUCCGGAGUGAUUUCUGAUGAAAAUAAGCUUCGAGAACGCUAUUUUACCUCAUUUUAUUAAUUUUUUCGAAAUUCUGACGAAAAUUGAUCUUGGAAUUCACUUUCCAGAAGUUUUUGCUGAUUUUUCGUUAAAAAAUUUCAAAUUUUGAUGAAUGUUGAAAAAAAUAAUAAAAUGAGGUAAACUAGGGUUCUCGAGAAAUGCUUGUUUUCAUCAUCAAAAAUCACUUCGGAAGCUUGAAAAAUAUUGAUUUGUCAUCUUUUUUGGCUGAACAACUCGAAAUAUUAAUUUUGACCAACAAUGUUUUUUCGACAUUUUGUGAAUUGAUCUUUCAAUGUUAAAAAACAUUUUUUUUUCGUUCGUGAUCAGCCCUACUGAAAAAUUAGAAAUGAAAAUAAUAUUUUUUUGCACGUUCACGUGAAAAUCCAACACAAACAAAUCAUUUCAAAUUUUAUUAAUCUGAUGAAAUGAUUGAGUUGAGUGCUCUAGAAUGAAGUGAGUUUCAACUCGAAAACCGUGCCCUGAGAUUGCAAAACGAACCCCAAAAUAAAUAACCACAUUCUUCGUUCCAGAUGCUAGUCCGCGGUGUCAACGAAGCCGCAAAACAAGCUCUCGGCGGCGACGAAAUUCAAAUGCCAUUCUACAGUGUUAGACAGACCGAGCCGACAUCUGCCGCCAACGGCGAAGGGAGCAGCAGUUCGGCUGGAGCUGUCCAACCCCCCGAACAGGUUCAACACGAUUUCGAUGGCCAAAAUCACUAUCACACGUAUUUCGAGCCCGAUGAGCAGCUGCCCAAAUUGGACCUUUUGGAUGGCCAUCAAUUGGGACAGGAAAAGUAUUUGCGCACCAAGAAAUUGCGAUAUUAUGAUAGUUUGAAUGAUCGAGAGAAGGUUCGCGAGAGAAUGGGAUUUGGAAUUGCGGGAACUGGACUCAAAGAUCGAAUGCCGAAAACGUUGUCGCUUCAAAAUGCGAAUCACAUUCUACGCUACACUUAUAGUCAAUUGAUUGAGAAGAGCUUUAAUAUGGAGAAUUGGAGACAACAGUUUGGAGCGCAUUUGUUGCAGGAGAGCUAUCAUCGGUGAGUGAUUUCGGCUGAAAAUCGCACCUCAAAGUUUUGUUCAGGAUUUAUCUGUGAAACUUAUUUCAAUAAGGCCUGAAAACUGAAAAUUUCUGAAUUUUUUUGAACCUGGAAUUGGUCCAAAAAUUGGAAAAAAAUCCUGAAAAAAUCUGAAUCUUUAAAAUUUUGCUGAAAAAAAAUUUUGAUCUGGAAUUAGAGUUUGAAAAUAAUUGAAAUUCGACCUAAAGUAGCUAGGAUUUGGUUUACUUGAAAAUUCAGGAAUAAUUUGGAUCCAAAAUUCAUCCCAGAAAGUUUGUGAAUUCAAAAAUCUCAUCUGAAAUUUCGAAAAAUCCAAAACCUUCCAAUUUCUUGCAGCGAACCCCGUCACAAAGAGCUCGAAAAAUAUAUGCGAAGUCAAGUGGAUCGAUUGGUCUCCGAAGAGCCCGACGCGUGGAAAAGAACAACAAUGGAAGCGGUUCUUGUCGGUGAUUUGGAAUUGGUUGUUCAACGAAUCGCUGAGAUGGAUCGAAUGCUGGUUCGAAAAGAUAUCGAGGGACGAAGAAUGGGUUUGGAUUCGAAAUGUCAACGAUUUGAUGAGAAGACGCAUGAGCAACGAUUUCAACAUUGUGUUGAUGUGGGUUUUUGGGAACUGGGAAAAGUUGUGACGUGGAAAAAUUUAAUUGGAAAACUUGGAAAAAUAAAAAAAUUAUGAUGUGGCAAAAUCUGGGAUUAGGCUACUUGGCUAGGCUUCUAGACUCAGAUUUCAGGGCUUAGGUUUCUAGACUUCUAGGCUCCAUGCUUUUUAGCUCCUAGACUCGAGGUUUACCAGCUUCUAUUAUCGUAACUUUGCCACGUCAUAGCGUAUGUUAAUUUUUUUGGCGAAUUUUCUUAAAAUGUCUGGAUUUCUAGGAUUCUAGGCUUUUAGGUCUAGACUUCUAGGCUUCUAAAAUCCCUCAAAAAUUCACGUUUCAAAAUUUAUUUGUAUGAAAAUGUUGAUAUUUUGAAAAUUCAGAUAUUAUUUGUUGAAUUUUCUGAAAUUGUCUAGAUUGCUAGGCUCAGAUUUCUAGGCUUAAAAUUCUAGGCUCAGGUUUCUAGGCUUAGGAUUCUAGGCUUUCAGGUCUAGACUUCUAGGCUUACAAAGUCCCCAAAAUUUUACGUUUCAAAAUAUAUUUGUAUAAAAAUGUUGAUAUUUUGAAAAUAAUAAUCACAAAUCACACAUCUUUGAAAAUUUCUGAAUUUCAGGAUUUUCUUUCAAAAAUCAUAAUCUCAACUUAGCCUAACUUCUCAUUCCAGGUUAUCUGCUCUUGGAUGGUGGUGAGAUAUAUGGAAAAGGUUCCAGCAGCAGUUCAUGGUCGACAAGUCAGUGUUCUUCGCGGUGUUUCGGUUCUAAUGUAUUUGGCAUCAGCCGGCGAUAGGGAAAUUAUGUGUAUGAGGAAUGCACAUAAAAAGUGCACGUGAGUCUUUUUUCCCAGAAAAAAUCACCAGGAAAAUGUGCAAUUUUUCUGCAGAAUGAUGGCAUUUUUGUUGUGCUCGAUGAGCCCCGGAGUUCGACGUGAUUUGAUGUUGUUGUCGGCCACCAACGGCCUAACCGCACUCCAUUUUUGCGCAAUGACUGGUUGGCCGUGUCAAUUGGACAUUUUGCUGAAAUACGGCGCGUCGACGGAAAUUAUGACGGACAAUUGGCAGACGCCAAUGUGUUUUGCAGCCAGGCGAAAUUGCACAUUGAUGGUGAGAUUUUUUUUGGGUCGGGGAUUUGGAAAAUUUGCCACGUGGCAUCUGAAUUUAUCAUUAGCUCGAGAUUUUUGAAUUAAAAAAAUCGAAGAAUGUUUUGAAUAGUGCUCUGAAAAUCCACGUAGCACAUUUUGAGGGAAAAUUGAAUUUUAAAAAAAUUCGAAAAUGUUUUUUUUCAACGUUGUCUAAAUCCACGUGGCAGAAAUUUAUUUUCCAGAAAAAAUGAGUUGUAAAAAUUCUUUCAAAAAAACUGAAUCAAAAUUUUGUGAAAGCUGGAAAAAUGCCAAAAAAUUGAUAGCCAAGUUUUUUCUCCAAAAUGUAAAAUCCACGUGGCAGUAUUUAAAAAAAAUCUGAAAAUUCAAUAGUUUUUUUUUGAAUUUUUAGAUUUUUUGAAACCUAGUGACUUUGUGGAUUUUUUGAAAUUUGAUUUUCUAUUUGAAAAUCCACGUGGCAGGCUUUUGCAGAAAAAUAAUUUGUUUUUUUUCCAAAAUCUGAAAAACCUGAUUUAUAGGUUUCUGAAAACUCACUUUCAGCUCUGAAAUUCACGUGGCAAUAUUUUUAAAAAUCUGAAAAUUUCAGCGAUAUUGAAUUUUCACAUCAGUGACUUUGUAGAUUUUUUAAAUCUUGAUUUUCUCUUUGAAAAUCCACGUGGCAGGAUUUUUCAGAAAAAUUAAUUGUUUUUUUUUCCAAAAAUUUCUGAACCUCUGAAAUCCACGUGGCAAACUUUCCCAAUGACAAAAUGUUCCUUUCAGGCUCGUCAAUUGAUGUGGCACGGUGCUGAUUUGUCGGUGUUGCAACGUUUUGGUUACAGUGCGACUGUGGCGAUGAGUGGAUAUAUUGUAAGUCUGAAAACUUAGCCAAACUCGCCCAAAAGUCUAUCCAAAAUCCAAUUUUCAGUCUCGAAAAUUCAUCGACGAUCGUCAAAUGGUUCUACAAGAUGUUUAUGAUUCAUUCCUCAACGCCUAUCUCAGUGAAUGUGACGAGCGAAUCGAAUUGCGAAUGUUCAAACGACACUCCCUUUUACAAACGUGUCGAAUUUCCGAAACUGUCGCCGACAAAUACGAGUGUCAAAAUAUGCGCAUUGUUUUGAUCAAAAACAUGGACACGUGUAUCCAACGCAAUUCGCCGUCGGAUUCUCGACCAAUUGGUCUAUUCUUGAUACCGGUCAUGUAUACACCCUUUGACUCAACAAUGAAAGCCUAUUAUCCGCAUGUUGUGAAAGUGCCGUUGUAUCAGAAUGCGGCGAAAAUUGCGGCGUCUUGCAAAACGGAUGAUUAUUCGGAUGAUGAGGAAUAUUAUGAAGAGGAUGAGGAAGAUGAGGAAGAAGAUGAAGAGGAAGAAGAAGAAGAGGAGCACGAACCGCCAGUUGUUGAACAGGCUAGGAUUUCGAAAUUGAUGGCGAAACGACCGGUGUAAGUGGGAGAUUACGAUGCUCCGGGGUUGCGCGGAGUUUUGAGAAUUUAAACGAUGCUCAGCGCUUACGCUUCUAAAGAUUUACAUCUAGUGGAUAAACUACGUUACUCCGCCUUUACACCCAGUGAACAAAAAAUGUACCGCAUUUUUCUGAACCGAAUUUUGUGAGAAACUACGAUGCUCCGCAUUUACACGAUUUCGUAGUUUCUGAAAUUGAUAAGACACAAUUUCGAGUUUCAAACGAAGCUCCGGGUUUACGAAUGGUUGUAGAUUCCAAAUUCCAAAAUUUGGAAGGAAAUUUGAGCAAUUUAAACGAUGCUCCGCAUUUAAACCUAGCGAUAGUUCAUAUUAUUAUCCCUUUGUAGUUUUUUAACCUUGGAAAUUUUGGAUUUCAAACGAUGCUCCGCUUUUACACUCAAAAAAUGAUCUAUGAAACUUUUACGUAGAUCUUGGUAGAUUUAAAAAUUUGUUAACGAAGCUCCGGUUUUCCACCAAUUUUUUUCUUUUUUGAAAUUCCGGAAUUUUUUAAAUUUUAAUAAAAAUUAAAAAAAAAAACUGAUGCUAUGCGUUUACAGCGAUAUAAAUUAGCCCAAAAUCUAUAUUCUAUUAAUAAAAUUCUUGAAAUUCCAAACGAUGCUCCAUGUUUACAGUGUGUAAACUUUACACUAUCUCACAUAUUUUUUCCCUAUUUUUAGCCUCACAAUUGGUCAAGGAGACGGUGCGAAAGAAAUCGAACUUUUACCAUUCUUCAAUCACGAACACAAUGGAAAUAUCUACUCGUACACGAUGCCACAAUGUUUCUCACGUGAGUUUUGUUGAUCUACAUAAAUAAUACACUCUUGGAUUACUGAUCCCCUUUUUUUCAGAAGUCAGUCCUGGAACGCCAGCCGCACUCACAUUGUACAUUAGUCAAGACGAAGCGCGAUAUUUUGAGAACACGUUUUUCCUGUGGCAAAUUGUUGAGAUUACGCCCAACUACACGGUGAGAACGAUUGAUGAAGACGACGAGAUUUAUGAGAGAGAACGAUUGGGAAUUGUGCGCGAGAAAAUGAGCGGUGGAUUUACGCGUGGACCACCAGUUCAACAGCCGAAAAAGAAGAAGGAUAAGAAGGAUUAGGUUGGUGGGAGAGAAAAUUCUGAUUUGCCCCAUGAUUUUUGAUUGAUUUUGAACCCGAGAGGUUUUUGGGAGGAAAAUUUAUGAAAAUCCAAUUUUUCGAUGUUUUUUGAUUAAUUUUGAACCAGAAAGGUUUUUGGGGAGAAAAUUGAUGGAAAAUAUGAUUUUCACUGUGUUUUUUGCUUGAUUUUGAAACUAGAUUUGAAUUUUUAAACUAAAAAAAUAUAUUUUUUCGUGGAUUUUCGAAAUUAUCAUUCGAUUUGAGUAUCAAAAGCCCAAUAAAAUUGUUAAAUUUUGAAAAAAAAUUGAAACGUAUAUGAACCGGGAUUUUUUAUUCAUAAAACGUUUAAAAAUUUUUGUUAAAAUUUAAAAUUUCUGAUUUUAAUUCUAGAAGGGCUGAUUCACGAACGAAAAAAAUGUUAAAAAAUGUUUUUUUAACAUCGAAAGAUCAAUUCACGAAAUGUCAAAAAAUGUCGAAAAAACAUUGUAGGUCAAAAUUAGUUUUCCGAGUUUUUCAGCCAAAAAUGAUGACAAAUCGAUUUUUUUCAAGCUUCUGGAGUAAUUUCUGAUGGAAAUUGACUUUGGAAUUCACUUUCCAGAAGGUUUUGCUGAUUUUUCGGAAAAUAAAAAAUUUUCAAUUUUGAUGAAUUUCGAAAAAAUUCAUAAAAUAAAGCAAAAUAUGGUUCUCGAAGCUUAUUUUCAUCAGAAAUCACUCCAGAAGCUUCAAAAAUAUCGAUUUGUCAUCAUUUUUUUCGUUCGUGAAUCAGCCCUAGAAAUAAUUGAAUUGUUGCUAGAAAACCCCAAUUUUGCCACGUCAUAAUCCAUGUGUUUUUCCAGAUUUUCCCCAACUCUUCUCCAUUUUUCUCCCUCUUCAAAAAUGCUGCUAUAAUAUAUCAAUCAAUAACCAAUCACCAACAAACGUAUAAAUCAUAUCAACAAAAUUCACAAUUUUCUCUUUGUUUUUUUCUUCGCUCCCAACCAAAAAUCACCAUUUUUAAUAAUCCAAUGAUCUUUUUUUUUCUAAUUUUUGUCGAUUUUUGCGCGGGUUUUUGUCUCUAAUUUUUCUCUCCGAAACACGCAAAAUUGUCAUUUUUGCCAAAUCCCCAAACUUUUUUCUUUUUGGUUUCUUUAAUGUAUUAUUUAUUAUCUAUUUUUUGGUAUUUUUGUCGCCCCAGUGAUUUUAUUUUUAUUAUUUUUGACCUUUUUUUGUAAUGAAGUUUGCUAGAAAUUUGAAACGUUGAGCUGCAAAAAUUUGUGAUUUUUUCCGAAUUUUUUAUACUUUUUUUUAAUGAAUUUCAAAAUUUUCAUUCCAGAAUUUUGUCAGAAAAUAUGCGAAUUUUGAAAUUGCUGGAUGUUUUGGACAAUUUGAAGCAUUUGAAGCGGACCGGAUGGGUGAAAUGCGGAAUUCCGGAGCCGGAAACUGUUGCCGCGCAUAUGUAUCGGAUGGCGGUUUUGGCGAUGUCGUUGGAAGGAGAGAUUGA
This is a messenger RNA of Caenorhabditis angaria, 12704 nucleotides long. Lineage: Eukaryota; Metazoa; Nematoda; Chromadorea; Rhabditida; Rhabditidae. The record is from the annotation of a GenBank genome assembly.